UUUUGACAAGAAGUGUUUCAUUUUAUAAACACCAGCAACGAAGUAAUGCGAGGGAAAGCUCCUAAAUAAGUACUGUUAUUGAUCGUAAAUGUUGGAUUUAAGUAAUAUUCAUAACCAGACAACUUCCGUCAUUGCUUAAUUUUCUAUAAACAUUAUCAUGCUAGCUAACAACGUACAAUGCAUUAACAUACUUAGAAGAGUUUGUAGUAAUAUUAGCUAGCUUGACUGCAUCUGUGAAUUCUAAAAUCGGUGGCUAGGUAAUACUUACUUUUUAAAUUUAAUACUGUUGGACCGGUCUGCUGCCAUGGCUGAGCGUGGGGCACAUUUGACCACUGCAGCUGCAGAUGAUAGACCAUCCAUAUUCGAAGUUCUCGCGCAGGAGUCCCUGAUGGGUGCUGUGAGACCAGCUUUGCGCCACGCUGUGAAGGUACUGGCAGAGUCCAAUCCCUCACGCUACGGAUUCCUCCUGAGGAGAUUCGACGAGAUUUACGUCGUUCUCGACCUUUUGCUUCAGCACCAUUUUCUGUCACGGUCAAGCGGCUCCUUCUCUGAAAACUUCUACAGCUUGAAGCGCGUCUCCUCUACGGGAAGCGAGAAGCCCGCUUAUUUGGGACUUCGAGGCAAAUCCCACUGGCGCUCGCUGCUUCUGCUGGCUCUCGUGCCGUACCUGCGGGCCAAACUGGAACAAGUGUUGGCGAAGCAGAGGGACGAGGAUGAAUUCUCCAUCCGCCUGCCUCAAUCCCGCAUGCAGAGAAUGUACAGGGCUUUCCUGGCCGCGUACCCUUACGUCAGCAUGGCUUGGGACAGCUGGGUCUUCUGCCAACAGCUCUUGUACGUGUUUGGUCGCGCAAGGACACAUUCGCCAUUUCUGUGGCUGGCGGGAGUCCAACUGGCUCACCUCACAGGACAUGACAUCAGGAACAUGGACCUGAAACCAGCAACACCAUCUGCAGGCAUUGGGUCAAGUAUCGGUGAUCGGUUACGGAAGCUGACGACAACUGUGGUUGGAGGCGUGGCCGUGUCCCUCUCCUCAAGCCUGUCCAUGGGGGUGUUCUUCCUCCAGUUCCUGGAGUGGUGGUAUUCCUCUGAGAACCAGAGCACCAUGAAGAGCUUGACCACCCUGCCCACGCCGCCCCCUCCCGUCCACCUGCAGGACCCUUCAUCCCAACACAGCAAAGUGUGCCCGCUGUGUCGCAAGUGCCGCACCAACGACACGGUUCUCUCCACCUCCGGCUUUGUGUUUUGUUACCGGUGCAUCUAUGUCUACGUCAAAGCAAAUAUGAGGUGUCCCAUGACUGGUUACCCCACUGAACUCCAGCAUCUCAUCAAGAUUUACUCUCCUGAGAGCUAGACAUGGGAAACGCAUCGGGAGGGGGGGGGGGGGGUCUUCUAAAGAUGUCCGCUUUUCCAUUUCUUUAGUGUCAGUAAUUGUGAUUGUAAAGGUGAAAUCCCCAUGUGAAAGCAGCAAGUGUUAUGGAAAGCAGCAAGUGCCAUGUUAGUCAGCUGGUGUCCUCCUACUCAGACACAAGUAUAAGUACUGCCUGAUUAUGCAAUUCAAUUUGUUUGUCCUUAGCAUGAUCAUAUAGUCUUGAUUUUUCUAUGAACCUUGAAGAAACAAUGUUUUGGACUUGUGGCAAAGCAGAAGUGCUGCAAGAUAUUUUCCCACACUGUAGGAAACUGCCUCCAGUUCAAAUGUGAACAUUCAGUAUGUAGCCCUCGAGGAGGCCUAGCCAAACAAGGAAUGGAGUUGAUGUUUAUGAAGCCAAGCAUACUUCAGGCGUGAGCUAUCCAUGGAAGGACAAGUCGUUUUCAGAAUUAAAACUUUAUUUGAGCAACUUUCUUGGAAGUGUGCAUUAGUUGGAAGCCAUGUGCAUAUUUUUGCAUGAAUCCACAAUCUUCAACAUACUGCCCUCGCCAUUGGAACUUUACUUUUCCCAUUUGUCCCUCAGCGAACAGGAGCACCUGAAAAUAAGUCAGAAUAAUUGAAAUAUAGCAUUACAGGAAUGUUUAAAAUACAGAUACAGCAAGACCAGACUUCAUUAGUUUACAGUUAUCCAACCUGCCAUCAGCAUCAGGUACUGAACGGCAAAAAUCCUAAAGCUACAUGCAUUACAGGGAGCUAGAUGUCCAACUUAAGUAGUCUCUGCAGAGAGAGUAUAUUUAGCAUGAGGUCAUGACCUGCAUGCCGAUUCAGUUGAAUGUGAUCCGCCAUGGCCUGGCCGCAGUACAGCUAAUAUGAUCCGAGGUGUGAGGGCAGAACACCCACACUGCCGCGCCAAAGCUGCUCAACAACGUAGGCCAGGAGUCUAAACAUAGAGCCAUGGCAGGUCCUUAGGGUAGGGGCUGAGCCUUAAGUGAUGGGCCUCAUGUCAAGACUAUCCCCUCCCAACUGGCUGAACCACUAGUGAGAUAAGUAGCACAGUUGACUGGUCAACUUUUAUCUAGCUUGAUAAAAAGGAAAAAGGUCAUAACAUAAGAAAAUGGGAUGUUUGGGGGACAACGGGAUCACAGAACAUUUUGUGCCUAUGAGUGCUACAUUUGUAAGGGCCAUAUGGGCUACUAAUGUGAGCAUAUCUGACAUUGGUUUUGACUGAAGAAUUCACCAUUAGCAUCCUCGGUCAAUAUAACCUCACAGCUCAGCGAGAAGAUUAAAACUGAUCAUGCCUUAGUCAGAGACACCCAGAGGUAUCACUACCAAGUCAGUUUG
Messenger RNA from Hypomesus transpacificus, 2707 nucleotides. It is a transcript of the gene pex12, whose product is annotated as peroxisomal biogenesis factor 12. Gene Ontology annotation, cellular component: peroxisomal importomer complex; peroxisomal membrane. The transcript has 3 exons. Gene Ontology annotation, biological process: protein import into peroxisome matrix; protein monoubiquitination. The record is from RefSeq and is a predicted model, not a curated record. Gene Ontology annotation, molecular function: ubiquitin-protein transferase activity; protein binding; zinc ion binding. The coding region runs from base 305 to 1351 and encodes 348 amino acids. NCBI's taxonomy places the organism in Eukaryota, Metazoa, Chordata, Actinopteri, Osmeriformes, Osmeridae.